Molecule: messenger RNA, 7313 nt
Organism: Mercurialis annua (annual mercury)
Lineage: Eukaryota; Viridiplantae; Streptophyta; Magnoliopsida; Malpighiales; Euphorbiaceae
Product: kinesin-like protein KIN-12C
Exons: 34
Coding region: 231-6995 (2254 amino acids)
Biological process (GO): microtubule-based movement
Molecular function (GO): microtubule binding; ATP binding; microtubule motor activity
Source: RefSeq, a predicted model, not a curated record
GUCCAAACUGAAAAAGGCGGUCUAAUUUCAAAUUUUCAAUUCAUUUUCUGCUAGCAUCUCUAUCACCACCAUUCCAUUGCAUCAGCUUUCAAUUCAUUCCUUUUGCUUUUCAAAUUUUCAAUUCACAAUCUCAUCAUCACAAACUUCAGUCACCAUAAACAAACCCUAAUUUCACAAUUUCCAAUCAAUGAAUUCGAAACUCUAAAUUUGUAUAGACAGCUUCACUCAGCAUGUCAACAAGCUAUCGAAUUAAACCAAAUCACUCACCGGAAGAAGCAAACGAGAAUGAAUUUGAACAAUCAUCGUCGUCAGUAGCAGUAGCUCAUAAUUUUCCACCUCCAAGAACGCCACUAAACGCAAUUACUGAUCCAUCUCAGUACUACACUGAAUCCGACACAGCUCGACUUGGUAGAUUUUCAAGUAAGAAAUUCGAGGCUGUGGAUAGAUUUGGAAGUGACUAUGGGACACCGGCACUUAGGGUUUCGUCAAUUCGUCAAGGGAGAGUGAGUUCAGAGGCGAACUCCGUGCAAAGUACGCCAGCAAAAUGUAGCUCCAGAGUUUCUCUAGGUGGAGGAGGAACUAUGGGGACUUAUGGUAGAACUAAGGGGAGAGAUUUGUACUCGAUUAUUAAUAACAGGUUUUCGAGUGGGAAUUCCAUGGAAAACUCUGAUUAUUCAGUACAAGUUCCGCAUUUCGAGCUUGAUGAAAAUCCUUCGUUUUGGGCGGAUCACAAUGUACAAGUUUUGAUAAGAAUUCGGCCGCUUAGCAACAUGGAGAAAGUUUCGCAUGGUUAUGGUCGCUGUUUGAAGCAGGAGAGCUCACAAACACUAGUAUGGUUUGGUCAUCCUGAGACCAGAUUCACAUUUGAUCACAUAGCCUGCGAAACCAUAUCACAGGAAAAGCUAUUCAGGGUUGUUGGACUACCCAUGGUGGAAAACUGUAUGUCUGGGUACAAUAGUUGUAUGUUUGCUUAUGGGCAGACCGGUAGUGGCAAAACACAUACUAUGAUGGGUGAGAUAAAUCAGCUAGAAGACAAUAUCAAUGAAGAUUGUGGGAUAACUCCUCGCAUAUUUGAGUAUUUAUUUUCAAGGAUCAGAAUGGAAGAAGUGAGUAGGAGGAAUGAGAAACUGAGGUUCAACUGCAAAUGUUCUUUUUUGGAAAUUUACAAUGAGCAAAUAACAGAUUUGAUGGAGCCUUCAUCGACCAAUUUACAACUUAGAGAAGAUUCAAAGAAAGGCGUAUAUGUUGAAAAUCUUACAGAGUAUCAUGUGGAGACUGUUAAUGAUGUCACCAAGCUUCUAUUACAGGGUGCUGCAAAUAGAAAAAUGGCAGCAACCAACAUGAAUAGUGAGAGCAGCCGUUCACACAGUGUAUUCACUUGUAUCAUCGAAAGCUGGUGGGAGAAAGGUUCCACAACCCACUUUAGGUUUGCAAGGUUAAAUUUAGUAGAUUUGGCUGGCUCUGAAAGGCAAAAAAGCUCUGGUGCUGAAGGAGAUCGUUUAAAAGAAGCAGCAAAUAUAAAUAAAUCUUUAUCAACUCUAGGAUUGGUGAUGAUGUCUUUGGUUGAUUUAGCACAAGGAAAACAUAGGCAUGUUCCCUACAGAGAUUCUCGGCUUACAUUUCUACUUCAGGAUUCCUUGGGUGGAAACUCAAAAACAACAAUCAUAGCAAAUAUCAGUCCAUCUAUGUGCUCUGCAAAUGAAACACUAAGCACUCUGAAAUUUGCCCAACGUGCGAAACUCAUCCAAAACAAUGCUAAAGUGAAUGAAGAUGCUUCAGGGGAUGUUGGUACUCUUCAGCGACAAAUUCAACAAUUAAAGGACCAAUUAUCCUUUCUCACGCGCCACUUUAAUUUCUCGGUGAGUGCUCCUAGCUGUGUGCCAAAUUUUGAAGAAUCCAGUUUGGCUAGCAACCCCCAUAUAAUCAAUUCCUUGAAAGAAAAAGGAGAAGCAGAUAAUCAAAAUUUAAUUAGUAUUGCACAUGAGAAGGUGAAAUCUAUGGAAGCUACUUUAGUUGGAGCACUUAGGAGAGAAAAGAUGGCAGAAAAGGAACUCUUGAAGUUUGAGGCCAAAAUUGAGCUUGUAAAUCAAUUUGCUUGCCAAAGAGAGGAAGAGCUGGAGCUUGCUAGAACGAUGCUAGAACUUCAAGAGGCAAAAAAUAAGCAUCUAGAAUAUUUAGUAGAUGGUUCAUUGCCUUCUGAUCACUUUCUUAUGGAAGAAAAUAAAGCUUUAAAGGAAGAGAAUCAGUUGCUUCAAGCAAGAGUUGACAAAAUUCCACAAAUGAAAUGUUUUGCUUUGGACAAUUUAAGACUUCAUGAAAAGCUUCAAGUGUUCCAGAAUUUUUAUGAGCAAGGAGAACGAGAAACACUAUUGGCCGAAACCUCCGAGUUACGAGAGCAGCUUUUGGACACGCUUGAAAGAAAGAUAGAAUCCUCCUCCACUUUUGAGAAUCAUGAUGGUGGUAUUCUAGAAGAGUUGGAGGAGUGCAGGAACAUAAACUCCCAAUUGAUGAGAGAAGUAGAAGAGUUAAAAGCAGAAUUACGAAAACACUCUAGCUGUACUCAUGCUGCUUUUGAUGCUUUAACAGAUUCUUUUUGGAAGGAUUCCGUUGAAAUUAGACUUUCAGAUAGAUACUCAAUGGUCGAAACUGUAUCCACUGAAUGUGACUAUGGAGAUGAGAUGGCAUUGACCGGUCAGGCAAUAAGGAACUCUAUGUUUGAAGUUGGAAGUGAUCGUCUACAGAGUUUAGAAAAACAGAGCAAAGUUAUAGCGAUGGAGGGCAAUGAAGAAAUGACUGCCUUGCAAGCUAAGCUGGAAAAACUAACUAAAGACCUUGAGCAGGCCAAGUUACUUAACUUCAAAUAUCAAGAGGAUCAAACAUCACAAUUAUCUCACCAGCAUCAAGUUGAAAUAAUAUGUGAACAGGUUGAGGCAGAGACUACAAAAACGAUUAUUCAUUUACAGGAAAAGGUUACUGCUCUUCAAAUAGAACUUAAUGAGAAAUUAUGUUGCAUGGCUCGAGAAAACAUGAAACUAAAGAAAAACAUACAUGAUAGAGAGGAAGAAAUAACCGUGCUAUGUGGAGAGUGGGAAAACGCAACUUUUGAACUAACAAGCUUCCUUUUGGAAGGUUCAAAAUCGCUUGAAGAUGCCUCAGGUCAAAUUGAAAGUAUCAUAUGUUCAUUUCCUCAAGCAAAUGUUUGGAUUAGAGAACAGGUUGAGAGGGCUACCCGAGCUUGCAUUAAUAAGGAAGAAGCGAUUUUACAGCUAGAGAAAAGUUUGGAAGAUACUCAGAAGUUGGUGAUAGAAAUGGAGCUAAAAAUAAGAUCUUUGAAGGAAGCAACUCUAGCUUUGAAUGAAUUUCCACAAUCAGAUUGUGAUGAAAGCAUAGAGGAGUCGAUCAACUUACGGAUGCUGUUGAAUGAGAAGAUCGACAUGAUAAAGCUGCUAGAGAGCCAACUUAAGUGCAAGGAGGAUCACAUUUUGGAAGCAGAAAAACGUGCCGGUGCUGCAUUUCUAGUGAUGAAAUGGCUAUCUGACUAUCACAAGGAAUCUCUCGGUAAUGACAUCGGAAGAGGCAUUCACAUCUCAAAAUGGGUUUAUCCUGCUAUAGAAGAUAUUGAUGCUCAAAUUAGCUCAGGAAGUUUAAUUAUAGAGUCUGGAAAUGCUGUUGAUGCAUUAUAUAUGGAUGUCGAGAUGCAUUUAGCAUCCAUCCGAAGAGAUACCUUUGAAGCUUCUACAACAUACAUGAACUACAUUCAAGACUUGGUGAAAGAAAUUCAAGAGAUGAGGAGUAAAUUCAUGGAAUUAAAAGAGAAUAAAACGGGUUUUCAGUCUUCUGCAAUCCGAUUGCAAGCAUCAAAAUCACUUAUGUUUCAACCUUUGGAGAACCAGCACACACUGCAUGCAGUAAGAGAUGAGCUUGCUAAAGGGAUUGACAAGCUUAAAAUCAUUGAAGAUUCUAUUAGCAAAAAUGAUUAUCUAGUAGAAGCUGACAAUUGGAGUUCUGAUUAUUCUCUGUCAAGUUAUUCAGCAUCAGAUAAUGACUUUUCAAAUGAAAUUGUUGUUUCUCCAAACCAAUUGGAUGGACAUACUUGUCACUCUAUGUUUUCUGGAAAGAUACCUGAAGAGAUUGUCGACCUAACAUUUCAGAUGGACUUAUCAGCUGAAAACGGCACCGAAGAUUUGAAGAAGACAUUGGAAAAUUCGCAUCACAAUGAAGCAAUGACAUCGUGCAUAAGAAAGGAGGUGAAGUUGGCAAUUACUGCUUUUAACAGCCUGUAUGCUCACUUAACCACAAUUCUUGAUGAGAAGAAAAUUGUAGAUAGUUCCUGUCCAGGAGGGACGAAUAAUAGUUUUGGGUCGAGGAUGGAAAUUGAAGAAGUUCUGGCUCCUAAUAAUAGUGAGGUAGCUUCUGAUGAUAAGGUUAAUCAUGUUCAUGCUAGCACUUUCAUCUGCAAAUUUGAGGAAGCUCGUGAAACAAUGAUGGAAGCUGAUCAUAUGUUGAAUGCAUUACUAAAAGCAAAUGAAAAUGCAAAAGAAUUGAAUGAAAAGUGGAAGCAAGCAAGUGAGAAACUGAUGGUGGAGAGGUCACAAUUAGUUGAAGAAAAUGAGCAGCUUAAGGCUUCAAUAAAUUUGAAAGACGAAGAAAACAAAUUAAAACUGGAUGAAAUUUGUAAUGGUCUGGUAGAACUAAGAGAGUCUAUAUCUUUGUUUGAAGGAUGUUUUCUGCAGAUGCAAAGAGUAGUGAAUGACAGUUGCAAGUUCUUAUUUUCAGAUGUGUUACACAUGGGAAACGAGAUGCUUCAUUUCAUUUGCAACUCAAGAUCAUCACUGGAAGAUAUUUUCUCUGAGAUAAUGGAGAAGGAAUUUGCUCACUUUGUAAUGCAUCAAUGUGUUGUAGAAGCAACUAUCCACAGAAUUCGAAACUUUAGUGUACAAUCUGAAAUUCACCCAUCUGAACAAGAAGAAUGCCAUAUGGUAACUAAUUCUUCACAAACAGUUUACAACAAUAGUCAAGAUGAUACUGUUAUUUCUCAUAACAAGGUGGCAGGAGGAGAACAAUUGGGUAUAUUGAAUGAAACUAUGACGUAUAAGAAUUUGUCACUGGAAAAAGAACUGCAAAGGAAAGAAGUUUUGUUGAAGGGUUUGCAUUUGGAAUUUAGUUUUCUGCAAGAAGCUGUCUCAAAGAGAAAAGAUAUAAAAGAUGAAACUCAGAAGCUAAUUUUAGCUUUGAAUGAAGUUCGGUAUGAGCUUGAGAUGAAAACAAGUCAGUUUGAUAACCUAUUGGUUCAGUAUAAAAAGUUUGAAGGCUAUCUGGCGGAUUCUAAAAAUGCUUUGUCCAUAUCAAAUUCUGAUCUUUGCAAUGCGAAGGAAAAAAUAGAUACAUUGUCAAAGGAAAAUACAGAGUUAAAAAUGCAGCUAAAAGAUCUAUAUCUGAAAAAAUCUGAAGCUGAAGAACAGAUGAAAGAACAGAAGGAGGUAGUCAGAGGCCUAGAAAAGGAAAUCAUCCACUUAACUUCAGCUGUUGAGAAAGAAAUAAGUUCUUCAGUUGAAGGCUUGGAGGAAGACUUAAGAAAGGCUGCUGAUGAGAGAGAUCAACUCCGUGAAGAAAUUUGCUCCUUGAAUGAUCAGCUCGAGGUGGCAUAUGCAUUAGCCGAUGAACGUGAAGCUAUCUCUGUUGAAUCUCGACAUGAGUCGGAGGCAAGUAAAUUAUACGCUGAACAAAAGGAAGAAGAGGUCAAAAUUUUAGAACAUUCCGUUGAGGAGCUUGAUUCUACCAUUAACGUUUUGGAGAAAAAGGUGUAUGAAAUGGAUGAGGAGGUAGAAAGACAUAAAUUAGUUAGAGAGUCAUUAGAACUGGAACUCCAAGCUUUGAGAGACAGAUUGUUGACAGCAGGAAACUUCACCGACAUUAUAAAUUCCGUAAAUGCAACUGCUGCACAGAGUGAAGAUCCUGUAUCCAGGCAAUUUCAGCAUAGAUUAUUGGAACUUCAUGAGGCUCAUAAUCAGAUAAGACUUCUUGAGAGGGACGUUGCACAAAAGGAUGAAGAGAUCAAGCAAUGGAAAGAGUACAUUUCUGAACUUGUUUUGCAUUCUGAAGCCCAAGCAUCACAGUACCAAAAGAAGUACAUGACUUUGGAAGCCAUGGUGCACGAGGUUAGUUCAGCAGCUGCGCCGCCGCCACCACCGGAUAAUAGUGGGAAAAGCUCAAUAAGGACAAGGGGCUCAAGCUCACCAUUCCGGUGUAUCUCAAAUUUGGUUCAGCAGAUGAAUUUAGAAAAGGAUCAGGAACUGUCUGUGGCAAGGGUUCGUGUACAAGAGCUAGAAGCAAUGCUGGCUAGUCGACAAAAAGAGGUAUGCAUGCUAAAUGCUAGACUGGCUGCAGCAGAAAGCAUGACACAUGAUGUCAUUCGUGAUUUACUCGGGGUCAAAUUGGAUAUGACCAAUUAUGCAAAUUUAAUUGACCAGUGCCAAGUCCAAAGAUUACUGGAGGCAGCUCAUAAUCACACUGAGGAGUACAAAGCAAAGGAGCAGGAAACCCUCAACUUGAAGAGACAGAUUAAUGAUCUGAUGGAGGAAAAAGAGAGAUUGUUAAAUCAACCCUCAGAUGCAUCUUAUGACUGCAGUUGCAUAUUGGAGUUGACUCAGAAAGAAUCAGAAUUACUUGAUGCUCAGAUAACACUGGAGCAACUACAGGAGCGAGAUCAGUUGCUUUCUCAACAGAAUGAAAUGUUGAAGAUGGACAAGACCAAUCUACUGAAGAAAGUUGUAGAACUAGAUGAUAAACUGAAAACCCUUUUGGGAAAACAGAGUACCCAAAACCAACUUCAAAGAACAUCGAAAAUUAAGGAGAAGAUGGAUAGUGACCAUUUGACUAAGAAACUGGCACACUCCGAGAAGAUUCUUUCUCGUGUGACUGAUGAACUUGCACAUUAUCAGAACUCUAGCAGUAAUCAACUGCAUUUCGACAACCGACGUAGCUCUAGAAGAUGAAUGAACUGAGCACAGCGUUCUGUCUGUUGCAUAUGCUGAAAAAUUAGACGACAUUUUUGCAAGAGUCUACUGCCUUGUGAUUGUCAGAGAGACAUGCAGCACUGCAAGGCAGAUUCCACUUAUUGUGUGGCACAGCAAAUCCAGAAGCUGUUAGCCGUAAAUAUCUUUAACAGUAUUGAUUGAUUUUUACUUGAAAGUUGUUCCACGGCGUGAGCAGUUAAAUUCCUGUAUGUAAUAGCUUUUUCAUUAUUUAAUAUGCCGAAGCUGUUUUAUUGUUCUGUAAAACUGUAAAAGUAAAGAUUUGGUUUCAGUAUUCAA